Molecule: messenger RNA, 1890 nt
Organism: Penicillium waksmanii
Lineage: Eukaryota; Fungi; Ascomycota; Eurotiomycetes; Eurotiales; Aspergillaceae
Gene: alg10
Product: dolichyl-P-Glc:Glc(2)Man(9)GlcNAc(2)-PP-dolichol alpha-1,2- glucosyltransferase
Exons: 2
Coding region: 1-1890 (629 amino acids)
Biological process (GO): protein N-linked glycosylation; dolichol-linked oligosaccharide biosynthetic process
Cellular component (GO): endoplasmic reticulum
Molecular function (GO): dolichyl pyrophosphate Glc2Man9GlcNAc2 alpha-1,2-glucosyltransferase activity
Source: RefSeq, a predicted model, not a curated record
AUGAGUCUACGUGAAUCGAAUCUCAGCCGCGCGGCGCGCUACGCCAUUCCGUUCGCUCUCGUCCUCAUCGCUGCCUGGAGGACACAGGUUAAUGCCAAAGUGCCGGAGGCGUAUCUGGAUGAAGUGUUCCAUGUCCCCCAGGCUCAGGCCUAUUGGGCGCACAAAUGGACUCACUGGGACCCAAAGAUAACAACCCCGCCGGGCCUGUAUCUAUGGUCAUACGUCCUUUGCGCCGCCAUGCUCGCCCUCCGCGGGUCUCCGGCGAAACUCGACGUCGCAGCUCUACGUACGACCAAUGUUGCCGCGACUGCGGUCUUUCUACCUUGGCGAUUACAAACACUCUUGGAUACCGUGCAGAAAGUGCGGAACAACCGGCCCUUCAGCGCGUGGCUCAGUCAUACCGUCCUGAACAUAUGUCUAUUCCCUCCGCUGUUUUUCUUCUCGGGCUUAUACUAUACCGACAUUCUCGCUCUAUUGGUGGUUAUUGAAGCUUAUAAUUGGGAUCUGAAGCGUGUGAAUGGAGGCAAAUAUGGGCCAAUCUAUGCGUUGGGCUUCCUGGUCUUUGGAUUGGCUGCUCUGGUUUGCAGACAGACGAAUAUUUUCUGGGUAUCCGUAUUCUUGGGUGGACUACAGGUCGUUCGUACAGUUCGCCAGUCUGCGAAAACUUGUAAAUCGUCUGAAAUCUCAGCGGUUGUCAAGGGUGGAUUCCGGAAUGAAGUAUACGACCCGCUCGUUGCGGAAGCCUCCUUGGAAGAUUACUUCAAAACUGCUCUCUCGCUUGCUGCUGCAAGUCUCAGAAACCCGUUCUCUAUCGUUGCCUCGAUCAUCCCCCACAUCAUUAUCAUGGGAGCGUUCGGUGGAUUUGUCCUCUGGAACGAGGGCGUUGUGCUUGGACACAAGGAGUUCCACACGGCGGGAAUACAUUUGGCCCAAAUGCUCUAUAUCUGGCCGUACUUCUUCUUUUUCUCGUGGCCAUUGCUGGUCAUCCCCGUGCUCAACUUCAUUGCACCGACUAGCAUUUUGCCCAAGUGUCUGAACUACGGAUUCCCCGAGAAGCAAAAGAAGCUACCAAGACUCGUGGCUGCUCUAGCCGUCUUGCCGGCUAUGCUUGCCGUCGUGCAUUUCAAUACGAUCGUGCACCCUUUUACUCUCGCUGAUAACCGACACUACGUUUUCUAUGUCUUCCGCCUCCUACUCGGAGUGCACCCGGCAGUGAAAUACGGUGCAGUCUUGGUAUACUUCCUUUGUGGAUGGGCAGUCAUCUCCGCCUUCGGCUUCUCUAUCGUCCUAGCGCCACCUCGACUCGUGCAGGUUCCUUCGUCCUCAAAGCCCGCCGCACCUGCGCCCAACCCACCUGCUGCCCCUACCGAGGAACCUCAAGGCAACCGGAAAGAGCGUCGCGCCAAGGCGAAAGAGGACAAAGCCACAUCCAAGAAGGAGGCUACAUCUAAGAAAGACACUGGAUCCAAGAAGGGCAAGCAGACAGAACCUGAUCCACAGUCCCCCGAGGCACUCGCCAAGGUCCAAGAGCACCUCACUCAGCGACAGAUUCAACAACCCAAUGCGCCUCGAGUUAGCUUCGUUCUUGUUUGGCUCGCUACAACCGCUUUGUCAUUGGUCACUGCCCCUCUUGUCGAGCCGCGCUACUUUAUCAUUCCUUGGGUGAUGUGGCGUCUGCAUUUACCGUCCUCCCCGAUCCCUGCUAUGUACCGCCAGAAACGACCGGAGCUGGAAAGUGAGAAAGCCCGCGCGGAUAUGAUUACCAAUGCUCCUAAGUUCCUGGAGACUGUGUGGUUUAUCAUUAUUAACGCUGUGACCGGGUAUGUCUUCCUUUAUAAGGGCUUUGAAUGGCCUCAGGAACCUGGCAAGAUUCAGCGGUUUAUGUGGUGA